Magnolia sinica is the source of this 1212-nucleotide messenger RNA. RefSeq lists its product as uncharacterized. The transcript is spliced from 2 exons. The record is from RefSeq and is a predicted model, not a curated record. Lineage: Eukaryota; Viridiplantae; Streptophyta; Magnoliopsida; Magnoliales; Magnoliaceae. Bases 122 to 628 code for a protein of 168 amino acids.
UCUCUACCAUCUUCCCUAACGGCAACGGCACCACAAACAGAACUUUCCAUUUCCAUUUCUGGAGAUUUUUCAGAGAUUUCUUCUCCCAUCGAUUCUAAUUUCAAAUUCUUUCCUUUUACAGAUGGAUUUCAUCAAAGCUCUCGCCGGAAGAAAUGAUGGGUUUUUUCUUUUGACGAUGGGAGGCCCCUCUUUUCCCAAUCUCUCACAAUCCCUCUCGCCCAUUUUCCACGGGGCAGCCGAUAGCCGAUUUCUGCUAUUUCGUCUAUUCAUCCAUCGAAGAUCCACCCCACCUCAUAGGUCAAUGGAAAGUACAAAUUUCUUCAAAUCAUGCACACCACGUGAGGUGGAGGACACGUCUCAAUCACAACCUCAUAUAGACAUUGAAUUAGAAAAUGAUAUAAAUGAAUUAAGAAGCUCUAAUGUAUAUACGGGUGAUUCAGGCAUAGAUGAAAAUGCAUCUAAUUUGAAAAUUGGUAAGGAAUUUGAAACAGAGAAAGAUGCAUACAAGUUUUACAAUAGUUAUGGAUGGAAAGUCAGUUUUAGUGUUCGGAUUGAUACUAGAACUAUAGACCGUAAGACGAGAGUAGUGAAAAUGAGAAAAUUCGUCUGCUCUAGAGAAGAUAAAUGACCAUCUGAUAAACGUAUGUAAAUGUGAAGCAACACCGCGAUGAAACAAGAAUAGGUUGUAAGGCAUACAUGACAAUUAGGUUAGGAGUUAACGGUAAAUAUCAAAUUACCAAUUUUAAUAGUGAUCAUAAUCAUAUACUUGCAUCUCCAUAAGAAUCACAUUUACUAAGAUCACAACGAAAACUUUCUGUAGCUCAAGUAAUGGUAGCUGAUUACUGCGACAGAUCUAGUAUAAAGCCAAAAACAACAUUUGAUUUAAUUAGCAGACAAGCUGGUGGUCGACAAUAUGUUGGACAUAAUAUGAUAGAUUUCAAGAAUUACUUACGGACGAAAAUGAUGAAUGCAAUGAAACAAUUCGAUGCUGAGGGUCUACUGCAAUUUUUCAAAACAAAGAAAGUUGAAGAUCCAAAGUUCUUUUACUCUAUUCAAAUUGAUUCUGAAGAUCGUAUUACCAAUAUUUUUUUGGGCAGAUGGAAUAAUGAUUUUAGAUUACGAUCGUUUUAGAGAUGUGAUUUGUUUUGACACGAUAUAUAAAACAAAUGAGUAUGGACGACCAUUUGCACCAUUUCUUGGUGUUAAUCAUCA